Messenger RNA from Orussus abietinus, 2840 nucleotides. Its product is annotated as palmitoyltransferase ZDHHC2. Gene Ontology annotation, cellular component: Golgi apparatus; endoplasmic reticulum. Bases 259 to 1335 code for a protein of 358 amino acids. Gene Ontology annotation, biological process: peptidyl-L-cysteine S-palmitoylation; synaptic vesicle maturation; protein targeting to membrane. NCBI's taxonomy places the organism in Eukaryota, Metazoa, Arthropoda, Insecta, Hymenoptera, Orussidae. The transcript is spliced from 10 exons. Gene Ontology annotation, molecular function: protein-cysteine S-palmitoyltransferase activity. The record is from RefSeq and is a predicted model, not a curated record.
GUUGAAAUAUUAAAAUAGCGAAAGUACCGUUUCAUUCUCCUCGUAGUCUAUGCUGUAGUAGCAGACGCACUAUCGAACGGAAAUAUCGACUCUUACCUUUGCGACCCGACUUCGACUGUUUACUCUAGGAUGAAGUUGAGGAGUAAGAGGUUGUUUUGCACGAUUCGUCGUGCAGAAUGGGACGCGUUUCAUUGAAAUAAUGCAAGUAUUUUCGUAGCGAAUUAAGUUUGCAAUAAGAGGAAUAGUUCCUCGAAAAGGAUGGGCAAGCAAAACGAGUUGUCUUGGUGGUGCGUGAAGGGUGCUUGGUGGGUGCCCGUCAUCUUUAUCUCAACGGUUGUCGUCUGGUCCUACUAUGCUUAUGUCGUGCAGCUUUGUUACUAUACAAUAGAGAGCUAUAUUCAAAAAGGCUUCUAUCUAUUUUUCUUCCACAUCCUGUUCCUGUUGUUUCAAUGGUCCUAUUGGCAAACUGUAUUUACUGAAUUAAUAGUGGUACCAGAUAAGUUUAAAAUACCUGCUGCAGAAAUGGAAAAGCUGCAACAGGCAGAUACUGAAGAAGCACAAAGACAAAUUUUAGAAAGGUGCACUCAAGACCUUCCUGUUACGAAUCGUACCAUUAAAGGGGCAAUACGCUUUUGUGAAAAAUGCCAGAUCAUUAAGCCAGAUCGAGCACACCAUUGCAGUGUUUGUGGAACAUGUGUUCUAAAGAUGGAUCAUCAUUGUCCAUGGGUGAACAAUUGUGUAGGCUUUCACAACUAUAAGUUCUUCAUGCUCUUCUUAGCAUACGCUCUUCUCUACUGUAUGUUUAUAGCUGCUACUUCACUGCAGUAUUUAAUACGUCUUUGGAAGGGUGAGAUGGAUGGAAUGGGUAGGUUUCACCUGCUCGUCUUGUUCUUUGUUGCGCUCAUGUUCGCUAUCAGUCUCAAUUCUCUAUUCUUCUACCAUUGCUACCUCGUUCUUCAUAAUAGAUCAACACUUGAGGCAUUUAGGCCACCUAUGUUUCGUACAGGAAAAGAUAAGGAUGGUUUCAGUCUUGGAAAGUAUAAUAACUUUCAAGAAGUAUUUGGUGAUGAUACUCGUUUGUGGCUCCUUCCAAUUUUCACCAGUCUCGGAAACGGAGUGGUCUAUCCGGUUCGCUCGGAACAUCAGGGCGCCCCCAAUACUUACAACUCCAUGGGCAGUACUCAAAACAGCUUCGGCGACGGGGUAACGUUUCCUGAGCGGCUAUGCGACGAAGACACACAUACGCUGUUGGGACGUGGUGCCCAAUGGUGGGGAGAUGAGACCGAGCUCGACUCCCCACCGCUUCCUGGGUCUCGUUCAGCACUGCUGUCAUAGGACCGGCCACCGAUGUAAGUCAACCACUGGUGAACACAACAGAAGCUGUCUGACAACAAGGGUCCUCGCUUGUUGUUCGUUAUUUCCUAAGCGAAGCGAGUUUCCUUUUCGCACAAAUUUUAAGCUGAUUUGAGAAGUAGGUCGACUCGGUCGUUUCGAAUUAUUAGCGAUGAGAUCUUCAGGUUUCUCUGAAUUCGUUGGUAACUGGGUUUCUUCAUAUACCGCUUAUUUAGCGUGUGAUACUCCACCAGGAUUGAGUAACGAAUUAAUUGUCUCUCCAAACCUAGCCAGCGUGUUCUAUUUUUAAUUCGCCGUGACGAUCACGUUUUGCAUAAUCGUUUUGUCAAUUUCAGUUCAAUAAUUGUCACAGAUAACAUGACUUAGAACGGUCGACUUUUGAAUCGACAAUAAUGUAAAUUAAGACUAACAAGGUAAUUUUAUUUUAAUCUCAUCGUGAUUGUAAGGGUCUAGUAAAGGAAUUUGCUGUAUCCUGACCUCAAGAUUACAGACACUGCGUGUAGUUCCCCAUCCAAUAACAAAUUUUUUAUAUUACAUUAAUUGUAUGCCGGGUAUAAUGGAGAUGUCUUUGAAAUGUGCUUUACAGUCCACUUAUGAUACCUAAGAAAAGCCAUGUGACUUUUAAUCCGCAGCCCGUCAAAAGAAUUGGAUAGAGAUGUUUCACGAAUCCACACGAUGAACACUUGGGAUUUUGUUACUGGCUUUAUGAGAUUCUUAAACAUACUACUAUCUUAAUAAUAAUAUUAAUUCUCAAUUGGUGAAAUUAUGAUAACGACUAACACUCUCUUUUAAAAAAAGAAAUGUUAAAUUUCGAUGAAAUCGUGUGCAUUUUUAGAGGUAAAACAUAGUCGAUAGGAUAACUGACAGCUUGCAAGGCAGAACUCCCUGCUGCGUAGUCAUUAUUUUGUUUAUCGACUAUGGUUUGAUGUACGAGACUUAAAAGGUGUUAUAAUAGUGUAAGACUAUUUCACGUGACUUGGAUUAUUUAUAGCAUAGGAGUACAUGGCUCUAAAAUUUUUACUCGUUUUUAUAUGACAGGACAUAGAAUCAAGUGCAUAGUGACUUAUUGUCAAAAUAUGUUCGAGAGGUCUUGCCGACUUGUACAUUUGUACAUUCAUGAAAAUGUACCCUAGCAGAGGAUAAUGUUGAUAAAUUUUAUGCCCUUAUAAAGAACACACCGAAAGAUAAAAAAUAUCUAGGAUAAAAUGCAUUGAAUUAUCUGGAAGUAUAAUAAUAUGUUAAAGGUUUUAUACACGCUCGUUUUUAGAACAGGUUGUUUUUCAUAGUUCAGCGUGCGGUCACUGGAUUUCUGGCAUUGAUCUUCCGUUUUUUAAAUUGCUGAUUACACAUUUAACGUACAUAUUGACUUCGUGUAAAUUUCCCGGGAAAUGUAGAAAUUAAUGCAAGAGAAUUUAUAUCAUUUUAUGUACUGUAAAUAAGAUGUGCCGUCUAAACGUGAUGGAAAAUAAAAUUACUUGUACUAAUAA